GCGGCACAAGGUCGACCCCCUUUGAGCCCUGUGCUGCGCACGCGUUAUGUCAUUUGGUCAAAAAACCAAACUUUCGUUGAGGAUGUUUUUUGACGAUUUGGAAAUAACAGGGGUGGGGAUGUGAAAGCCAGCAAUGGGCAGUUCAAUCCAAGCGUGCUCUGCAGACAUCAACUUCGCAAGGAGGUCGACGUUGAAAGUGUUUACCGCUCAGCAGGCAUGGUGUAAUCGUCAUAUAAAUUGAUAGAUCAACAGUUGCCCUCAAUCUCUCCUCGCCCUAGUGGUUUUUCAUACUGUCAAGCUACCAAGACUCCACAAGCAUCAGCACCAUGCAUCCCACCUUGAUCUUGCUCGUAAUCUUCAUUUUAACUAUCCCUCACAUUACAUCCCAUUCUCUUCCCAUCCACCAAAGCGACGACCAGGUUCUCAAACUUUCAGAACUAUCAUGGACUGUCUACAACGUGAACAAAAGUAUCAUCAUACCUGCUGUUGUGCCAGGACAAAUUCACAUGGAUUUGCUGCGAGCGGGUGUGAUUGAGGAGCCCUAUGUUGGGAGCAACGAGUUAUAUCAACGUUGGAUAGCGUACGAGCCAACCUGGACAUAUACUGCGGCGCUUCAUAACCUAGCGGCAUGGAAUCAAUACAAAAAGUACUAUCUCAGAUUCGAUGGGCUCGACACACCUUGCAAUAUCACCAUCGGCAACCACCAUAUUGGCACCGCCGCAAACCAGUUUAGACAAUGGGUUUUUGAUGUGACAGACGUGCUUCACAAAACCCUCAACAGAGACGAUGCCAUCAACAUCACAAUCGCCUUUCGGUCUCCAGUCAAGUACGCACGAGAGGUCAGAGACCGUUCCGAGGUGUUCCCCUCAGUGGCAAGGACGCAAUAUGUUUUUCCGAAUCGAGAGUAUAUUCGGAAAAUUCAAAGUGAUUUCGGAUGGGAUUGGGGCCCGGCAUUUUCACCAGUUGGUAUCUGGAAACCAGCCUACCUCAUCGGCCUCGGUUCAUCUUGUGAAACGAUCGGCUGCAAUUAUCACGGGAGCGAAUUUGUGCACGAACUGAACACGUUCAUUGAUAUCUAUCGGAAAGGACAGAUUCCCAAUCUCCCACCCGACCAAUCAGCACCAUGGAUCGUCAAUGUGUCAAUCUCCCUCGUUUCUUCGGAUGUCUUUCAAAACCCUUCCAUGGUCCUUUCGUUCCCUGAACUCGGAAUCACGUCCGAAAACUUACGAGUGAACCGCAUCAAUGUCGGAAAGAACUACGUGGAUGCCCAUAUAAUCGUUGAGAAUGAUAUUCCGCAGCUUUGGUGGCCUUGGACUUUGGGCAAACCGUGUCUGUAUAACCUGACAAUAAAGCUCCUGCCUUCGCCUACGUCUAGACCCUUGAUCUACUCCAAACGCACAGCAUUUCGUACCAUCGUGCUCAACCUGCUUCCGUAUCCAAGCCCUCAAACCCUUCCUAAUGGUGGACCCUACACCCCAGGCGACCAAUUUCAUUUUGAAAUUAAUGGAAAAACCAUAUAUACCAAAGGGUCAAACUGGGUUCCUGCGGACUCAUUUCAGAGCCGUAUUAGUAGUGAGAAGAGAUGGAGGCUCCUGACCAAUGCUGUUCAGUCGAAUAUGAACAUGAUUCGGGUCUGGGGAGGUGGACUGUACGAAGCCGAUGAGCUGUAUGAUUUUGCGGAUGAGCUGGGUUUAUUAAUGUGGAGUGAACUGCAGUUUUCAGUGUCGCUUUAUCCCACUGACAAAGCAUUUGUGGAGAAUGUCAUUCCCGAAGUGGAGUACAACGUUCGCCGUCUAAAUCGGCAUCCUUCCCUUGCUCUCUGGGCAGCAAACAAUGAAAUUGAAUGGUUUGUCGAAAGGGUGAACCAAACAUUCCCAAACAAUGGAACACAUUACCUUGACGAAUAUAACUAUCUUUUUGUCGAUACCCUUCAACACGUGGUCAAAUCCAUCACUCGUAGCAUCACUUAUCUUCAUUCCUCAACGUCACAAGGAUACCUAUCGGGCCCGGACCCCUGGAUUGCAAGAUAUUUGAAUAAAACACAAGGGGAGUUGUAUGGGAGUAGUGAAAAUUGGAAUUUCAGAGUUGAGGUUGCGGAAGAUGUGGGGAGGUAUCCAACGAGUAGAUUUGUGAACGAGUUUGGGUUUCAUUCUAUGCCUUCUAUUCAUUCGUGGGAUGAGGUAUUGGAAUCACCAGAUGAUUUUCAGUUUAACAGCACGGUGAUUGUAGCACGUAAUCGCAAACCGCCAGCGGGAAGCACUGAAUGGCCCAACCCCAAUUCUCCACAGGGCAUGGGCGAGAUGACCCGGGCCGUAAUAUCACACUACCCAAUUCCCAACCGAAGCAAUCCCCGCGAAAACUUCACCAUGUGGUGCCACGCCACUCAGCUUUUCCAGGCUCAAUUCAUGCAGUGGCAGAUUCAGUAUUACCGACUUGGUGCGGGUCGACCAGAAAAUAACCUUGGAUCCAUCGUGUGGCAGUUCAAUGAUAUUUGGCAGGCACCGAGUUGGAGUGGUAUUGAGUAUAAUCUUAGAUGGAAAGUAGUCCAAUAUCAUAUCGCCCGAGUAUACCAACCUGUCAUCAUUUCCCCAAUAUACAACAUUACGUCCAAAUCACUCUCCAUAUACGUCACUUCCGAUCGUCACUGUUCCGUCACUGGGACGGCAAAGAGAACCUGGUACACAUGGACAGGCGAGAAGAUAUCUUCCGUAUCAACCGACUUCACUGCACUUGCGUUGAAUAACUCAUUGGUGUGGCACACAACGGGGACAGGCGAUAUGGUGCCACAAGGAUAUCAUGUCAGGGAUGUGUGGUUGUUACUUGAAGUAACGGCUCAGGAUAGCGAGGGGAAGGAAUAUAAGCAUGAAAAUUACUUUACACCUGUAGGCCUGACAUCCGCCAACCUCCAGAACCCACAGCUAACGCUUACACCAAGCACAACAAACAGCAAUACCAUCAUCAUUAAGUCAAAGGGCGGUGUGGCCGUUUAUGCAUGGCUGGAUCAUCCGUCAUGCCUUAAAGGCCACUUUAGUGACAAUAGCUUUUUUGUCAUUCCGGGCUUCCCGCGCGAGAUUUCUUUUGAGGCAGGGGCGAAUAAUUGCGAGGGGGACUGGAGGGAUAACGUCAAGGUAUAUAGUGUGUGGAAUUACAAUCAUGAAUAAGGUAGUGCAUGUUGCGUAAGUAGAUAUAAGAGGACCUGAGGAUGGUUAGUCUCGUUUUUUCAUGUUCGUUGACUUGACGAUGUAGUCGCGUUAUUACAUGAUCCUUAUCGUAACGAUCAUCUGGUACCUUCUGGA
Messenger RNA from Spizellomyces punctatus DAOM BR117, 3296 nucleotides. RefSeq lists its product as uncharacterized. Gene Ontology annotation, biological process: glycoprotein catabolic process. The transcript has 17 exons. The record is from RefSeq and is a predicted model, not a curated record. NCBI's taxonomy places the organism in Eukaryota, Fungi, Chytridiomycota, Chytridiomycetes, Spizellomycetales, Spizellomycetaceae. The coding region runs from base 327 to 3161 and encodes 944 amino acids. Gene Ontology annotation, molecular function: beta-mannosidase activity.